Molecule: messenger RNA, 1435 nt
Organism: Ziziphus jujuba (common jujube)
Lineage: Eukaryota; Viridiplantae; Streptophyta; Magnoliopsida; Rosales; Rhamnaceae
Exons: 2
Coding region: 362-1213 (283 amino acids)
Source: RefSeq, a predicted model, not a curated record
AUAUCCCCCAACCUAUCCCUCACGGAGAAAGCACCAAAAGGGCUGUCGGCUCUCCACAAAGACCAUUAUCAAAAUCAAGAAAAUAAAAUCAAAAAUAUAAAAACGAUCCUCAAAAAGUGUUACUUCGUGCGAGUGAGAUAAAACCAGAUAAACAUACAAACCCACUAGUUUGUCUGCCGGCCCUUUACCUCCAAAUCCAAAGUGAAAAAACAGAGGGUCUCUGUUUCCUCUGUUUGCUCCACCAACUCAACUACCAUCAUGUGUAACCUUCGAUUUCUUCAAAACGCCAUAAUAGCAAAUACCAUUAUUAAGGCUUUAAAUUACUAGCCGUUUUUUUUUUUUUCCAAAGUCACCGACAACAAUGAAAACCGUUUCAAGGAACAAGUUUUUACAUUGUUUUAGACCCAUGAUUGAUAUGGAUGUUAUGCUCGACUCCAAAAGCGUUGUUGAUCGAUCGGCUGAUUUGGGUUGUACCUGUAUCACCCCAGAAAACCAAAAGGGUAUGAAAGUUUCGCCCACUAAAUCUGCGUUUUCGAAUAGUGGGUGUUCGAUGAAUUCGGAAAACUCCAUAACCCUUCAACCUCAGAAGCGGAGCUUUUCUCGGGUCAUUAAAGCUGUGUUUUUCGAAACGAUUUUGGCAAAAAGAGUUCGUGAUAGAAAAGGGUCUCGAUCAAACAUUAUGUUGUUGUCAAAGAGUAGUAGACAAAGAUCUUCGGAUUCUGACAGUGACGAAUUGAUGAAUUUGUCACCGGCGAACAGCAAUUUCCAAUUCCAAGAGAUCGAAACCAAAAUGGGUCUGUUCCAUUCAUCAACGUCGUUAUCAAAUUCGACACCGGAACCCAAAAUUUCAUCAAGAAAUUCGGUGAAACAAAAGUUGGAAAAGCAGAGGAACCAUCAACAUCGGGAGCCUGAAACGAAGUCUGAAGAGACAAAUAAGCGUUGCUCUGUUUUAAACUCUGGUUUAUUUUUGCUUCUCAUUAGCCUCACGGUCACAGUGUUGUGGGGUAGGAUCUGUGCGAUACUUUUCACAUCGAUUUGGUUCUAUUUUCUUUCAUGUUGGUCUCCGGAGAACCUUCGGUGUCGGCGGACGGAAAGUGUGAGAAAGUGGCCGGAGGAGAGAGAAUCGAAGGGUUACAAGAAAAGGGUAAUAAUGGAAGGGCUGCUCCAAAGGAAGCAUAGCAGUAGCAGAGAUAGCAUUAAAGUUUUGACGUGAAAAUUCUUUGUUUCGUGCUUGAUGCAGCUUCCUCUGGUUCGCAAAAUUAAUAAAUUUUUUUUUCUUUUUUAAAUGAGCCACAAGGAGACAAGCACGUGAGUUUCUUGUAACUUUGUUCAUUAACAUUUCUUGUGGUGGUGGGGGAGAAAAUCAGAAUGUUCUGUUUUCCUUUACUUGCUAGUGUUUCCCAGUUUCGUAGUAGUCAUAUUUAGGAAGUGUAAA